GACAGUCGCUCCGCGCUGCUCACUACCGAACAUAUUUUGUUGGUGUUUAUUCGUUUUUCACAAGGUUGUCGCCGGAACUGGUUUGACGUGAGUGUAUAUUAACGUUCGGACGAGUAUCUUUUAGUCCGUUUUCGUCCAUCAUGAAACAAAUCGUCGUGCUGAUGUCGCUCGCGCUGGUGGCCGUCGUCGCCGCCGAGAAGAUCACACCCUCGGAGCAGUGCCAAGGAGCGAACUUCGAUGACCUGCGUGGGCGCAUCCAGGUGUCGCCUUGCGGCAAGACGCGCUGCAAGCUGCGGAAGGGCACAGACAUACAUGUCCACUUCCGGUUUAACCCCACUAGCGAGGUGAAGCAGCUAUCGAACAGCGUGUGGGCGACCAUCGGCGGCAUCCCGCUGCCGUUCCCCGGCGUGGACGGCUCGUCGGCCUGCGAACACGUCUCCAACGCCGCCGACGACUCCUCGGCGCCCUGCCCCCUCGCCCCCGGCAAGGAGUACAAAUACGAGAACUCCUUCCACGUCGAAGACUUCUACCCUGAAGUCGGCAUGCGCGUCCACUGGGGCCUCAACGACGGCAAGAAAGACGUUAUCUGCUUCGAGGUGCCCGCCGUCAUUGUGAAGGCGUAGUCACGUGACCAGUGUGAAGUUAGCGCGUAUGCGCGGAAUUCGUACAUGAGCCUAUAUGCCAAUAAUCUAAGUAAUGCUACUGUAAAUUAUAAUAUAUCCUAAUUAAUUAUGAUAUAAGUCGUAGUAU
This is a messenger RNA of Aricia agestis (brown argus), 750 nucleotides long. Its product is annotated as NPC intracellular cholesterol transporter 2-like. Bases 141 to 623 code for a protein of 160 amino acids. The transcript is spliced from 3 exons. The record is from RefSeq and is a predicted model, not a curated record. Lineage: Eukaryota; Metazoa; Arthropoda; Insecta; Lepidoptera; Lycaenidae. Gene Ontology annotation, molecular function: sterol binding. Gene Ontology annotation, biological process: sterol transport.